This is a messenger RNA of Varanus komodoensis (Komodo dragon), 2238 nucleotides long. It is a transcript of the gene PDHX, whose product is annotated as pyruvate dehydrogenase complex component X. Bases 4 to 1518 code for a protein of 504 amino acids. The record is from RefSeq and is a predicted model, not a curated record. Gene Ontology annotation, cellular component: mitochondrion; pyruvate dehydrogenase complex. Gene Ontology annotation, biological process: pyruvate decarboxylation to acetyl-CoA. Gene Ontology annotation, molecular function: acyltransferase activity. The transcript has 11 exons. NCBI's taxonomy places the organism in Eukaryota, Metazoa, Chordata, Lepidosauria, Squamata, Varanidae.
AAGAUGGCAGCCUCCUUGUGGCUGAGCAACUGCAGCCGGGCAACUGCGAGCCUCCUGCUAGGCAGGAGGGUAGCGCGGGGGGCUCUUGGUUCCCGACCCCACGCGAUGGGCUGGAGGUUUCUGCAUGGGACCCCGGACCUGUGGGGUACCCCUGCUGUUAAAAUCCUCAUGCCUGCACUGUCACCUACAAUGGAAGAAGGAAAUAUAGUUAAAUGGCUGAAAAAGGAAGGAGAAACAGUGAAUGUUGGAGAUGCUUUGUGUGAAAUUGAAACAGAUAAAGCUGUGGUUACCAUGGAAUCAAGUGAUGAUGGCAUAUUAGCUAAAAUAAUGAAGGAAGAAGGAAGUAAAAAUGUACGUUUGGGUUCUCUAAUUGGCUUGCUGGUAGAAGAAGGACAAGACUGGAAGCAAGUUGAAAUUCCAAGUGAUGUGGAUGAUGCACCUUCCUUGGCUAUGCCAGUAGGAGCAGCAGCGGCAGCAGCCACGCCUAUUCCCACCCCUGAGGCUGCUGCUGCUUCAGUGCAUCAACUAGGACACCAUCCUGGAAAACUACAGUUUCGCUUAAGUCCUGCUGCCCGCAAUAUUCUGGAUACACAUGGACUUGAUGCAAGUCAGCUCACACCCUCAGGUCCUCGAGGAAUUUUCACUAAGGAGGAUGCCCUCAAACUUUUAGCUCAGAAGGGAAAAUCUGAAGCAAAGCCAACUGUUUCUUUACCUCCACCACAACCUAGAGUGCCCUUAGCCCCACCACCAGCAAGCAUGCCUGCUCCUGCCUUACGCUCUUCAGUUCCACCUGUUUCAGUGCCAGGACGGCCUGCUUCCAUGGACACAUUCACUGAAGUCCCUGCUAGCAACAUUAGAAGAGUUAUUGCUAAGAGGCUAACAGAAUCUAAAACUACUGUACCACAUGCGUAUGCAAGUGCUGAUUGUGACCUUGGUGCUGUUCUGAAGCUAAGGCAAGAGCUGGCAAAAGAUGAUAUUAAAGUAUCGGUAAAUGACUUUAUUAUCAAGGCAACAGCAGUUACCCUCAAACAAAUGCCAGAUGUGAAUGUGACUUGGGAUGGAGAGGGCCCCCGGCAGCUGCAGUCUAUAGAUAUUUCUGUUGCAGUGGCAACAGACCGAGGUCUCAUUACACCAAUCAUAAAAGAUGCUGCAGCAAAAGGUAUUCAGGAAAUUUCUGCUUCUGCAAAGGCUCUAGCAAAGAAAGCAAGAGAUGGAAAGUUGUUACCACAAGAAUAUCAAGGAGGAUCUUUUAGCAUUUCAAAUCUAGGUAUGUUUGGAAUCAGUAGCUUCAUUGCAGUCAUAAACCCUCCUCAAGCCUGUAUCUUAGCUGUGGGACAAGCUCGAGUAGAGCUUGGAAUUGUGGUGGACCAGGAUGGAAAUGAGAAACUUCAGCAGCAACAGCUUAUGACAGUAACACUGUCAAGUGAUGGCCGAGUGGUAGAUGAUGAACUAGCUUCAAAAUUUCUAGAAAACUUUAAAGCUAACUUGGAAAAUCCUGUCCGCCUUUCCUUGUGCUAAAGUGGUCAAGAUUUGGUCCUCAUCUUGGCAAAAUAUGGAUAUGGAACUACAUAAGGAGAUAAAAGGAAAGUAAGUAUAAAAGAUAGGAAGAUACAUGUAGUGUGAGAUGGACAAUUAAACUGUUUAUUUAUUUGAAUUAACUUAAAAGACUUCUAGAGAUUUACAUCUCUUGAAUUUUAUAUGCUGAACUACUAUUAAACAUAUUGAACUAUAAAACUGUUUUAGAGCCAAUUGCACAAUCAACUCUAAUAUGCAGGUGCUUGUACCAGAUGUGGGUAUAUUGGAUAAGCCUGAAUGGGUAUAUCUCUGUGAAAAGUAAUAAAAGGGAACAAAACCAUCCUUUCCUUCAGGGCUAAACUUCUUUCAGAGUAAGACAAAAUUGCUUUUAAGUCUAGUCAGCCUAGGAUGUCAGCAUGCAAUUAGUCUGUGUCAAUGCUGCUGCUGUUUAAUAGAGAAAGAGAGUGUUCCAGUUAGAACUGGGAUCAGCUAUGAUAAUCUGAGAGCUUUGCUUGGAAUUCUUUUGAUGGUUCUCAUAUCAUAGGUGCAGUGGCUUCCAUGAUGUUACAAUAUUUAAGGGAUGUAACAAGUAUAGUGGGCUGAGACUGAAUCAUAUAGCAAAUAUAAGUGGAUGAAAUUUGUAUGAUUGUUUAAUAACAAUUCCUUUCACCUGCUUGGAAAUGCACACAGUAUUAAAAGUGAGCAUGAAUAUCAAAGUUCUUA